Messenger RNA from Theileria equi strain WA, 1954 nucleotides. RefSeq lists its product as hypothetical. The transcript has a single exon. Bases 100 to 1947 code for a protein of 615 amino acids. The record is from RefSeq and is a predicted model, not a curated record. NCBI's taxonomy places the organism in Eukaryota, Apicomplexa, Aconoidasida, Piroplasmida, Theileriidae.
AAACAAAAUAUGACCAAUUUGCCAAUACGAUAGAGAUGGUUUGUUGUAGAGGCUAUUGUUGGUCUGUAUGAGUGGCUAUCGAAAAAAAGUGUGUCCAAGAUGGAGUGCAUAGCCUGCGGAACGAUUAUAGAGCACAAAUCCGCGCAAUGCAUCAAACUAUAUGAUGGUAUUGGAAUUGGAUCCACACCAAACACAGAUGGAGAAGUUUUAAGGAAGAUAGGCAGAUUUAUGAAGCAAUUUGAACCCCUAGCAGCCGUCUGGGAGUUUGUUCAUACCUAUUAUCUUGCAAAUGCGCCAACAUCUUUGAAUAUCUACAAUGCAGAAAGGGCAAUUGUCACAUCUAUACGACGAUUCCUCGGGAGUUUCCAGUCGUUUGCCAAUAUGUGCUCGUUGGCGAGUUCCGUAGAUGUGGAAACUGGCAGAACGUUACCAAGCACUCGGUCAAUGGUGUUCAAUUACUGUUACUUUGGGAACUCGCUGGCUAUACAUUCUGGAGCAAAUGGAGUACUGGUCUUCACAGGACUGGACAAGGGAAAUUUGGAUCUAUCGGAUGAAAAGGUGGAAUGCAAGGGAUCGCUACAGGUAUCUAGAGUUGUCCAUGAUGGCUCCUCUAGAGGGUUUGCAGAUGGAACGAGGCUUAGGGAUAUAAAGGGAGAUAGUGGAAUGAUUCUACCAACCUCAACCAUUACCACUAGUAGUGUCAACACUGGAGUAGUCUCCCUAGCCAAUACAUUGGGAGAGAGGGAACCAUUUAUAACAUCUGUUUCUACGAGUCCAAUGUGUAGCUUUGGUACACUUCUCCUGGUUACCUUUUCAGAUGGAACUUUGGAGUUGUGGAAAGAAAGCGUCUCACUCUCCAACUUUACAGACAGAAUUUGGAGCUCUAUUGGCGCCUCAAAAACUAGUGGAUAUCCCUACUAUUCUCUAUUUUCUCCUUCUGGUGAAUUAGCGCUUGUUAUCACCACCGAAGGAACAAAGCUGUUAACAUGUCCAGGUCUAGAGGCUCUGAAUAUCGCAGAUGGAUCCUCCUCUCAUCUAUGGAGUGGCUCCUUGUGGAGCACACCAAACUACAAGAUUGUAGCUGUGGCAUGGAUAAACAAUCAUGAAUUUUUAAGCUUGACAGAACAUAGGCAUUUGAUGCUCACCAGAAAAUCUGACCCAGGUUUUUGGAAUAGAGUGGCGCAUUUUGAUCUACAGGGUAUUGAUGUUUCCCUGGAUAAGGCAGGUAUAGGUAGUACUCGUUUGCAGAUAGAUGGAGCUGGUAGAGUCUAUUUGUUAAUGCAGAAUAGUCUCCAGGUUGUAAGGUUAACAUGGCACGACCAUGAAACGCCGGAAUGUAUAGUCUUAAAACUUGAAUCAAAGGAUCUACUAAUACACGAAUAUGAAAGUAUGCAUAAGGCAUCUUUGGAGGAAGAAAAGGAUGUGCCCGCAAAUCUAUCAGUAUAUGACCUCACAAUAGAUGCUGUAAAUGACCUCAUGGCAAUCAUCGUCUCUGAGAGACGUAUGGUUUGCAUUUACAACUUACAGUCCAUGCGUCUUUUGCAUGUACUGAAACCACCAAAAUCGCAAUUAAAGGCAAUGGGAAUCAAAUUUCUACAAAAGGGAGGUAUCCUUGCAGUUAGAUGGGUUGCCAUAAGUUUGGAAGUCAUGGAGGGAAUGCUCGACGAAGAAUACAAGGAAUUUGAAAUUGAACACUCUGCAAUACUCGGAGAUUUACCAUACCCGAGAUGUACACUAGUCUACAAAGUCUCUGGAACCGCCAAAAGAGUCAUGGAAGACUGUUUUGCAGACAUUAUCGCAGGCCAAGCUGGCAGAUUUAAUGAAAAUAUUACUGGCGACGUUUUUGAAGGCGCAAAUAGACCCAUUGUAAACUCUAGACCCUUUAGGGAAAACAUUUACAGCGUCGAUGAGUUUAUUCAGAGAAAACGCAGUGGACUCUAUACGUAAUUUUUCU